GAGAGGCGCGUCUCAGAGAACAGCGUGAACUGAUGAAGUCUGAGCGCACGGUCUCACCGAUGUGGACGGAGGGGAAAAACAAGAGCAGGACUGUCAUCAGCUACGGGAACAGCUCGAAGAUGGUUGACCCAGAUAUUCCUACAUGGCAGCUUUUACACACAGUUCAACAGAGAAAUGUUACAACUCCAGCUGCCACUCGUCCGUCUCAAACAGAGGACUCUUUGACCAAGAGCAGUGGAAUCAUCCCUGGUGCAAUAGCGGCCACAGUGUUCAUUGCCUUUUUACUUGCUCUCUACGCUGUCCUCUGGAAGUGCAUGGUGUCACCACCACAACGAAAGCACAGCAAGGUGAGGGUAAGAGUACAUCAGAGGACUUCUGUGUGAGGACUGGCGUCUGUUCAGCGAGUCAUUUUGGAUCUUAAAGGUGCAGCCUAAAAUCUGAGAGCAGACUUUGCUCCCAUGCAGGCAGAGAAGAGCGACUGCUGAAGAUCCUCCUAAUAGAUCCAAAGAUCAAACCACAAAAAAAAGUGACUCAACUGAGUGGAUGUGUCACCUGUUUCCGUCUGUUUCCUGGUUGACUCAAAGCUUCAUGUUGAUGUGAAUUUUGUUUUUUGGCAGGUCAGAGUGUGCUGCUUUUUUUCAGUUCUUUCCUGUGAACUCUGCACUACUGAGGGACGAGGCGGCUCAGGCCACAUUUCACUCCAGUGACCAAACAACUGUGUGUACGUGUUUGUAAAAAAGAGAGAGAGAAAGAGGAAGAGAGAUUGUGGUGUAUUUAGUAUAUGUAGAUUUUGCAUGGUUUGUACCUUCACCAAAUGGACAGUUGCAUUUGAAACAUGUCCUCUCUUCUGGCAUAGUAUUUCUUAUUGAAAUUACAUAAUGAUCUCAGUUGGUUCAAUUUACAUCCAUUUUAAUCUGUUCUUGUUUCUUAAAGAUUUUGUGGGGAAAACUCCUAAAGCUGCCAGGAGGUUCAGGACAAUCAACUAAACACCUCUGUACUUUAGUCUCUAAAUAGCAUUUACUGUGGAAAUUUAGAAUGAAAUCCACAGUCUAUUCACUUUGCUCAGGAUGUUGUUACUACUGUAUGACCUUAUACUCUCUAUUAUAAACUGUGACUUAUAUUUUUUACAUUUAGUGGACUGUGAAUAUAAAUAAAUGAUAUAGAACUUUAAA
Molecule: messenger RNA, 1172 nt
Organism: Morone saxatilis (striped sea-bass)
Lineage: Eukaryota; Metazoa; Chordata; Actinopteri; Moronidae
Exons: 5
Coding region: 33-383 (116 amino acids)
Source: RefSeq, a predicted model, not a curated record